GCAGUAAUCUACUCGGUUCGGAAAACAAUGGGCCUUUCUAAGCUUUUCAUUGCCCUUUUCGUAUUCCAAGUUUUGUUUCCCUGCCACAUGUCAAUCCAAGCAGCUCCUGCAAAUUCAAAUCUCUUCCGAGAAUAUAUAGGAGCCGAGUUCAAUAAUGUUAGAUUCACCGAUCUUCCCAUAAAUUCCGAUGUUGAAUUCCACUUCAUUCUCUCAUUUGCCAUAGACUAUGAGACCUCGGGUUCACCCUCUCCAACAAAUGGGAAGUUCAAUGUCUUCUGGGAUUCUGAUAACCUUAGCCCUUCUCAGGUCUCUGCCAUCAAGAGCCGGAAUUCUAAUGUUAAAGUAGCCUUAAGCCUAGGAGGGGACAGUGUGGGAGAUGGCUAUGCUUACUUCCAUCCUUCCUCUGUGGAUUCCUGGGUUUCCAAUGCGGUUUCUUCUCUCACAGAUAUCAUCCAAGAGUACAACUUGGAUGGAAUUGACAUUGACUACGAGCACUUCCAGGCUGAUCCAGACACUUUUGCGGAAUGCAUUGGUCGCCUUAUAACAACCCUCAAGAAGAAUGGAGUAAUCUCAUUUGCUUCCAUAGCUCCAUUCGAUGAUGAUGAUGUUCAAAGCCAUUACAAGGCCUUGUGGAAGAGCUAUGGUAACCUCAUAGAUUAUGUCAACUUCCAAUUUUACGCCUAUGAUCAAGGAACAACAGUUUCUCAGUUUAUGAAUUACUUCAACACCCAAAGCUCUAACUAUAACGGUGGUAAGGUUCUAGUGAGCUUUAUAAGCGAUGGGAGCGGUGGCUUGUCACCACAAAACGGCUUCUUUACUGCCUGCAGUAGGCUCAAGAGUCAGAACAAACUCCACGGUAUCUUUGUUUGGUCUGCAGAUGACUCUAAGAGAAACGGUUUCCGCUAUGAGAAGCAAUCACAAGCUCUACUUGCAAGUUCCCACUAGUAUUUCUGUGUUUUCUAUCCACUCUAGACCUUAUUUACUUCCUAUGAAAGCACUAAAUACGAAUUAGACUCUAGGGGAUGUACUAUACAAUUUACUACCUGUGUAUUGCUUUCUGUUGUAUAAAUUCUAUUACAUGUAUCUGUUGUCUGCCUUUCUGUGGUAUUAAUGUGCCUUUAAGUUAAUUGCACUUGC
Molecule: messenger RNA, 1137 nt
Organism: Theobroma umbraticum
Lineage: Eukaryota; Viridiplantae; Streptophyta; Magnoliopsida; Malvales; Malvaceae
Product: chitinase 2-like
Biological process (GO): carbohydrate metabolic process
Molecular function (GO): hydrolase activity, hydrolyzing O-glycosyl compounds
Source: RefSeq, a predicted model, not a curated record